Molecule: messenger RNA, 1213 nt
Organism: Macadamia integrifolia
Lineage: Eukaryota; Viridiplantae; Streptophyta; Magnoliopsida; Proteales; Proteaceae
Exons: 2
Coding region: 39-749 (236 amino acids)
Source: RefSeq, a predicted model, not a curated record
CAAACCAAAGGGAAGAGUAUUGAGAUCGAAGGUAAAUAAUGGAGUUUCAGCUGAAGCAAGACCUAGACCUGAUCUUGGUCCCUGCAGGGCUCUUUUUCCUGUUCACCUACCAUCUCUACCUCCUCUACCGCGUCCUAAGACAUCCUUCAACAACAGCCAUCGGCUAUGAGAACCACAACUGGAUGGCUUGGGUACAGACAAUGAUGCAGACAGGUAAUGCAGGCGCAGCAAUAUCAGUGAUAUCAAACAACAAAUCUGGUUCAACCUAUGUGGCUUUCAAUUGCUUUUCAAUGUGUGGUUUCAUAGGAUUGUGGGUGGGAAGCUCCUCUAGCAGCGCUUACAAUAUUGUGUUUAUACUGGGAAACACAAGCGCAGCCACCAUUUCCCUUAAAGACAUGACCAUGUUCUUUGCUUUCUUGCUGUCCUUUGGAGGAUUCAUUCAGUCUGUGAGGUACUAUGUGCAGGCAAACUCCAUAAUAAGCAUGCCAAAUACGGAUGUGCCAGUGAACUAUGUGCAGAGGUUGAUGUUAAUGGGAAAUAAUUUCUGGCAUAUUGGACUGAGGCUACUCUACUUUGCUAUGGUUUUGUUGUUUUGGAGUUUUGGGCCAAUACCUAUGUUUGUAUCAUGUGUGGUCAUGGUCAUAUUUCUGUUUUUCUUGGACUCCAAUGGAGAACCACUGCAUCAGUUUGGGCCGGUGGUUAAGCUUCCGGUGAAGAAGGUGGUGGAGGAGGUGGUUGUUAGGGCAUAGCUAGGGGAGCACCGUGGCCGGUGGGGAGGAGGUGGCCAGCCUCUAGUGUUGGGGCAACAGAAUACUAUGUAGCAUUUGGAGUUGGGAUCACCUACUCUUGUUAAUUAUAUUGGUAUGCUUCACGUGCGGGUUGGGUGGUGAUAUGUCCUUUUUGCUACUUUAAAUACCUAUCCAUGCAUUAAUGGUAACAUAUAUGGGACCCAUGUCACAUGUGUGAUCUUACGUUAGAUCCCAACUACCUUCCCAUGAGUGUUGUUUGUUACAUAGUCAAGGAACUCGCUUUAGACACAAUGUCUAGACCUAGGUAAGAUUUCAUAGAUAGUUGUGGAGGACCCCACUGAUGGCAAUGUCUAGGAAAGAAAUCGUCUACAAUUCUGAUAUCGUACAAUUUCGUAAAAUACCACUUUCAGGGGUUGACACGUGUAUUGAUACCAAUGCAAUGGUCUAGAUCUGAUUUAAAUGAC